GUGCGCGCUUCCCUUCAGUUUCCAGCGCUCUCGUGCGAGGACGGAGCGACGCGCGCUCAACUCCAAACGCACAGAAGUGGCGCGGACGGGAUCCGCUGACGUUCCGAACGGCGACGGAGCUCCCGAAUGAUUUGACCUUGCUUCCUGUCGAAGUGGAGGCCGGCGGAGCCGUCGGCGCGCUCUGCGAUGUCCGCCGCCGCCGCCGGGACGCGGCGUGGGAAGAGAAAGCUGCGCGUCCAGUCCGGGUCCGCGUAGCGCGCCGUUAAUUGCCACCGGAAGACAAUUAGAGGAGGCGAGAGCGGCGGCGUCAACUUUGGAGAAGCUCGUUUUGUGCUGGAACAGCCGGUGGAUGUUGCGCCAUGGAAAUGAAGAUGCGACUUCGAGGCGUGUUGAUGCUGCUGUGGAUCUUUCAAGGUGACGUCCAGAUGGUGGAGAUCCCCAGGAGGGAGAUGGAGGUGGUGAGAGGUCAGAUGGUGGUGUUACAGGCCUGGUACAGCCCCAUCUCAGACAUUUCGAAAAACUCCGUCAUCUGGCACUUUGUGGGGAACGAGUCCAAGCAGGUGAUCAACUUCAGCUCAGGUGAGGUCGGACACGGGCAGAACGAGUUCACCAAGAGGGCGGGCUUCAGCGUGGCCAUGCCGUCAGCCAACCUCUCCAUCUACAUCAACAACACCCAGGAGUCGGACUCCGGACGCUACGUCUGCAACGUCAUCAUCCCCGGAGCUGUUGGCAUUUCUGGAGAGAUGCGCCUUAAUGUCAAAGUCCCUCCGUCUCCCCCCGUUUGCACCUUGACAGGAAACCCGGUGGUGAAGGGCAACGUGACGCUGACCUGUAAGUCCAGUCACGGGAAACCGGUCCCUCAGUACAAAUGGACCAAGGCGGCGCCCCUGUCGGAGGUCUUCUUCUCGCCCAUGCAGAAAUGGAGAGCCUGUCCUCAGCCCAUGCUUGUCCUUGGGUUCAUGGACGAGAGACACGGCACCCUCAGGCUCAACAACCUGACUAAAAGCAUGUCAGGGAAGUACGUGUGCCGAGCCAGCAACACGGCCGGCUCCGACAGCUGCUCCAUCAACCUGGAGGUCAUCACCUCUUCCAACGCAGGCGUGAUGGUGGGGGCCACUCUGGGCUCGGUUCUGGGGCUGGUGGCCAUCGUGCUCUUCUUCCUCUUCGUCCUGAGGAGGAGACGGGACACCGAGGAGGAGCUGGCCAACGAAAUCAAGGAGGACGCUCAGGCGCCAAAGCGAGUGUCAUGGGCCAAGAGUAACACAGGCUCCGACAUUGUGUCCAAGAACGGCACGCUGUCCUCAAUAGCCACCAGCCCUCGGCCCCGGGACCCCCACCAGCCCAACUUCCACUACCCGUACUCGCCCACCUCGGCCUCGGACGCAGGCUCCGUCAUCAACGCCUACCAGCUGCGGCCGGGAGAGGCCAACACCUUGCAGGGACUGCCCGGCUACAACCUGGGCGGCACUCCCUCGCGCAAACACAAGCGGCCCCCCAGCGCCAACGGGGGCCCCCCGCAGGGCCUCAGGAGCCCCGCGGUGGCGGUCGCCGUCCCCGGCAGGACUGACAGGGCUCAGCCUCAGGCGCCGCCGCUCACCGUGUCCCCGCAGAUCAGCUCCUCCACGCUGACGCGCAUGGGAGCAGUCGCCGUCAUGGUGCCGGCCCAAAGCCAAGCUGGCUCGCUGGUGUAGGCGCCGGUGGGGAAGCAAAAGACGGCGGCUGCUGAUGGACAGGAAGUGGCCUUGAAUGGGAAAACGACCCGGCAGGUUGCGAGAGGAGUCUCACAGGCAGCUUGUGCUUUGUUUGCACAAGUUCUACUUUGUUUUUUUAAUUAACUAGUAGUGUUAACUUCAGUUUCUUUUGUAUUCUGCAUUAUGACUCAUUGAAGAGAAAUAUAUUUUUUAUUUAUACUUAGGAAGAUUGAAUUUUCCUUACAACUUAUCUUAUCACCAUACCAUCUUAUCAAAAUGGCUUUCAAACAACAAUAAUCUGUUAUUUAUUAUUUUAAUUACAUUACAAAAACAUUAACAAUAAUGUUUCAAAAGAGUUUUCUGCAAAAUGCUUAAUGUUUCAGUUACAUUUUUAUUUUUAAUGUAUCAAAAUAUAAAAGCAUUGCUAUGAUUUUAUUCUCUUUGCAUUGUGGCACACACACACAGUCAGUCACACUUCUCAGGCUGAAUGCACUACACCCAGAGAAAAUGAAACUAAUAGCUUUCUUACAGAAUCGUACUUUGUAGAUUUACAAUUUGAAAGGUGUCAAAUGUCUUAGUUCAUUUAGUGUAGAUUAAUGGAUGUGAAUGAAUGACUUUUUUCAUUCAAAAUUAAAUCCUGCAGCUCAGAGUCUGAUUUAUUAAGAGUUUGAGUGUACAAACCAUAAGCUAAUCUACUAUGGGUGCAUGC
Betta splendens (Siamese fighting fish) is the source of this 2400-nucleotide messenger RNA. It is a transcript of the gene esamb, whose product is annotated as endothelial cell adhesion molecule b. Gene Ontology annotation, molecular function: cell-cell adhesion mediator activity. The record is from RefSeq and is a predicted model, not a curated record. NCBI's taxonomy places the organism in Eukaryota, Metazoa, Chordata, Actinopteri, Anabantiformes, Osphronemidae. The coding region runs from base 360 to 1691 and encodes 443 amino acids. The transcript is spliced from 8 exons. Gene Ontology annotation, cellular component: plasma membrane; adherens junction. Gene Ontology annotation, biological process: homophilic cell-cell adhesion.